Molecule: messenger RNA, 2625 nt
Organism: Puma concolor (puma)
Lineage: Eukaryota; Metazoa; Chordata; Mammalia; Carnivora; Felidae
Source: RefSeq, a predicted model, not a curated record
AUGUAUGCACAAGCAGGAGUGGGGCUGAGCGGGACCAAGCUGGGCUGCGGAGAAGGGGGCUGCGGGGCUUGCACGGUGAUGCUUUCCAAAUAUGAUCGUUUCCAGAACAAGAUAUGGAAAAUCCAGGACAAAGUACACGAGAGCCAGCCACCAUCCGGUAAGAGGGUCUCAGAGUACUUUACUACCUUGAAAGACCACAAGGAGAGAAUUGCCAAAAGCCAUGGCUCCCAGUGCGGGUUCUGCACCCCUGGCAUCGUCAUGAGCAUGUACACGCUGCUCCGGAACCAGCCUGAGCCCACCAUUGAGGAGAUCGAGGAUGCCUUCCAAGGAAACCUGUGUCGCUGCACGGGCUACAGACCCAUCCUCCAGGGCUUCCGGACCUUCGCCAGGGAUGGUGGGUGCUGCGGAGGAAGGGGGAACGACCUGAACUGUUGCAUGAACCAGAAGACAGACCACAAGAUCACUCUCUCGCCAUCUCUAUUCAACCCGGAGGAGUUCACACCCCUGGAUCCCACCCAGGAGCCCAUCUUCCCCCCAGAGUUGCUGAGGCUGAAAGAUACUCCUCAGAAGCAGCUGCGUUUUGAAGGCGAGCGAGUGACCUGGAUCCAGGCCUCGACCCUGCAGGAGCUGCUGGACCUCAAAGCCCAGGACCCCGAGGCCAAGCUGGUGGUGGGGAACACGGAGAUAGGCAUUGAGAUGAAAUUUAAGAAUAUGCUGUUUCCUAAGAUGGUCUGCCCAGCCUGGAUCCCUGAGCUGAAUUCAGUGGAGCAUGGACCUGAGGGUAUCUCCUUCGGAGCCUCGUGUCCCUUGAGCUUUGUGGAAAAGACGCUGCUCGAUGCCGUCGCCAACCUUCCUGCCCACCAAACAGAGGUGUUCAAAGGUGUUUUGGAGCAGCUGCGCUGGUUUGCUGGGAAGCAGGUCAAGUCUGUGGCGUCCAUCGGAGGGAACAUCAUUACCGCCAGCCCCAUCUCUGACCUCAACCCUGUGUUCAUGGCCAGUGGGGCCAAGCUGACCAUCGUGUCCACAGGCACCAGGAGAACGGUUCGGAUGGAUCACACCUUCUUCCCCGCGUACAGAAAGACCCUGCUAGCUCCGGAGGAGAUACUGCUUUCCAUCGAGAUCCCCUACAGCAGGGAGGGUGAGUAUUUCUCCGCCUUCAAGCAGGCCUCUCGGAGAGAAGAUGACAUCGCCAAGGUGACCAGCGGCAUGAGGGUCCUGUUCAACCCGGGAACCGCGCAGGUGAAGGAGCUGGCCCUUUGCUACGGCGGAAUGCACGACAGAACCGUCUCAGCCCUCAAGACCACGCGGAAGCAGAUAUCAAAUUUCUGGAACGAGGAGCUGCUGCAGAACGUGUGCGCGGGCCUGGCGGAGGAGUUAUCCCUGGCCCCCGACGCCCCUGGCGGCAUGGUGGAGUUUCGGCGUACCCUCACCCUCAGCUUCUUCUUCAAGUUCUACCUGACAGUGCUUCAGAAACUGGGCAUACAGAACUCGAAAGAUAAGUGUGGCAAGCUGGACCCCACCCAUGCCAGUGCCACCUUACUCUUUCAGAAAGACCCUCCAGCCAACGUCCAGCUCUUCCAAGAGGUGCCCAAGGGUCAGUGCGAGGAGGACAUGGUGGGUCGGCCCCUGCCCCACCUGGCCGCGGCCAUGCAAGCGUCUGGGGAGGCCGUGUACUGUGACGACAUCCCUCGCUACGAGAAUGAGCUGUCCCUCCGGUUGGUCACCAGCACCCGGGCCCACGCCAAGAUCAAGGUGACUUGCAUUGGGCACAUCAUUGGUGCUGUGGUCACCGACACCCGAGAACAUGCCCAGAGAGCCGCUCAAGCGGUGAGAAUCACCUAUGAAGAUCUUCCAGCCAUUAUCACAAUAGAGGAUGCUAUAGCAAAAGACUCCUUUUAUGAGCCUGAGCUGAAGAUAGAGAAAGGAAACCUCACGAAGGGGUUUUCGGAAGCAGACAACAUUGUUUCAGGCGAGUUGUACAUUGGUGGCCAAGAGCACUUCUACCUGGAGACUCACUGCACCAUCGCUGUCCCCAAAGGCGAGGCAGGGGAGAUGGAGCUCUUUGUGUCUACACAGAACACCACGAAGACCCAGAGCUUUGUUGCAAACAUGUUGGGGGUUCCGGCAAACCGGAUUUUGGUCCGGGUGAAGAGAAUGGGAGGAGGCUUUGGGGGGAAAGAGACCCGGAGCACUGUGGUAUCCACGGCAGUGGCUCUGGCUGCAUACAAGACGGGCCGCCCCGUGCGCUGCAUGCUGGAUCGUGACGAGGACAUGCUGAUAACUGGUGGCAGACAUCCCUUCUUGGCCAGAUACAAGGUUGGCUUCAUGAAGACUGGGAGGGUUGUGGCUCUGAAGGUGGAGCAUUACAGCAAUGCGGGGAACACCCUGGAUCUCUCCCAGAGUGCAGGAGCACUGGUUCACGUGUAUACAGAUGGCUCUGUGCUGCUGAUCCAUGGAGGCACUGAGAUGGGCCAAGGUCUUCACACCAAGAUGGUCCAGGUGAGCAGCCUGCACAUGGAGGGGCGGGGGUGUCCUCUCCGACAUCAUGGCAUCCAUGUGAGGGAGGACGCUAUGAGCAAGUGUGCGGCGGCACACCUUAGAAGCAGAAGUCAGCCUCAGCUGUGA